AUGCAGGAUCAGAUUUCCUCACUGUCCUCCGAGAUCAGGCAAGUAAACAGCAGGGUAGACAGGGUCCUGGCACUAGAACGCAACCAAAAUUGCAGUGACAGCAAACUUCUAUACAUAAUGAGAAACACAGAAGACUUGGACAAUAGAGGCCGCAGGAACAAUAUAAGAAUAAGGGGAUUACCAGAGCCACAAGGCUCGCCUGAAGACUUACACCAGACCCUGCAAUCUCUCUUUAACAAAAUAUUACAGAGGCCAGCAGAGACGCAUAUUCUUCUAGACAGAGCCCACAGGGCGCUGAGGCCUAAGCAUAUUUCUCCUGACUCCCCCAGAGAUGUGAUCUGCAGAGUACAUUAUUACUCUGAAAAGGAAGCCAUCAUGAGGCAAGCCAGAGACACGGAAGACAUUAUGUACAACAACUCAAAAAUAUUGCUUCUCCCAGAUCUGGCGUGGCUUACUCUGAGAGGCAGAAGAACCCUGAGACCACUCACACAGGCACUACAACAGGCCAACAUCAAAUACCGAUGGGGAUAUCCUUUCUCUCUGACAGCCACACAUCAGGGCGCCCAAGCCACACUAACAUCGGCGAUGGAAACAGAGGCUUUCACUCAGCGCCUGGGUAUACCCAAUAUUGAUAUUCAGGAUUGGUACGACAUAACAGAACCCGAACAAAUUCCACCUCAUCCUCAAAGAAUGAAAGGUCAAGCUGCAGAUACAAGAAGGAGGACGACGUGGAAGACCCCACCUGCAUCGCCUUUCAUGAGACCGAAGAGACCGCAAGGGACCCCGAGGAAAAUAAUCUGA
This is a messenger RNA of Pelobates cultripes (western spadefoot toad), 801 nucleotides long. The record is from the annotation of a GenBank genome assembly. Lineage: Eukaryota; Metazoa; Chordata; Amphibia; Anura; Pelobatidae.